AUGCCAGGCUUUCCGCCAGAGCAAACUGACUCGAUAACGGCAUGGAAGAAACGCAAGCGGGAUCAUGAAGAGCCAAGGACUCUAGCAUGUCCAACAACAUAUGUCCCGUCUUGUCGAGUCGAUCGGCCCGAAUACGACGGUAGUUGCUCAUUGCCUCUAUCACGACACCCGGACGGAACAGACGUCUCCUUCCGACCACGCUGCCUCCCCCGCAAGCGCCGACAUAUCCAAGGCCCUUAUCUUACACUUCCAUCCCAGCACCAACAUCAACAUCAACAAUCUCCAACCCACCUCUCCCCAAACGUCUACGGCACGCCAAACCAAAACCCAUACUCACCCCCGGUCUCCCCCAAGACCCUCGUGCCCUUCCACUACCCUACUCAACAAUCGGCCUCUCCCUCUGCCCUCCGCCCCUGCCACAUCUGCCAUCGGCGCCCAACGACCCGCCAAGUCCUGGACGCCUACGCAGACUGCGAUCUCUGCCACGAACGGGCAUGCUUCAUCUGUCUCCGGCAAUGCGACAGCGCAUCAUGCGGCGGGACAUUCGGUCUCUCAGAAGAUCCAGGUAUGCACAUGCACACGAGCCCAACCGAUGACGCCAGCUACGAUGUCAACGAGGCACCGAGGAGGAAAAUCUGCUCGGGCUGUGCUGUGGAGGAAGUCACCGAGACCGGGGCAGAGAUCGUGCGUUGCCUUGACUGCGUUCGCGGUGCAGGCUCGUGGACUGCAACGACUAUUCCAUCUGCUUGGGCUUUGGAUGAUAUGCGGCAUGAGGAUAUGACCGACUGA
This is a messenger RNA of Penicillium robsamsonii, 789 nucleotides long. RefSeq lists its product as uncharacterized. The coding region runs from base 1 to 789 and encodes 262 amino acids. The record is from RefSeq and is a predicted model, not a curated record. Lineage: Eukaryota; Fungi; Ascomycota; Eurotiomycetes; Eurotiales; Aspergillaceae. The transcript has 2 exons.